This is a messenger RNA of Macaca mulatta (Rhesus monkey), 696 nucleotides long. Its product is annotated as ATP synthase, H+ transporting, mitochondrial Fo complex, subunit C3 (subunit 9)-like. Gene Ontology annotation, biological process: proton transmembrane transport; proton motive force-driven ATP synthesis. The record is from RefSeq and is a predicted model, not a curated record. Lineage: Eukaryota; Metazoa; Chordata; Mammalia; Primates; Cercopithecidae. Gene Ontology annotation, molecular function: proton transmembrane transporter activity.
UCCCAUUACUUCGACCUCUGCCACCGCCGGUGCCUCCGCCACCUCACGGGAAGAGAGGAAGCAGGAGAGGAGCCCACGUCACCUGUCACCCAAUAUCUCCAGUCGCGUGGUCCCGAAGAGUGUAAGAUGUUCGCCUGCGCCAAGCUCGCCUGCACUCCCGCUCUGAUCCGAGCUGGAUCCAGAGUUGCAUACAGACCAAUUUCUGCAUCAGUGUUAUCUCGACCAGAGGCUAGGACUGGAGAGGGCUCUACGGUAUUUAAUGGGGCCCAGAAUGGUGUGUCUCAGCUAAUCCAAAGGGAGUUUCAGACCAGUGUAAUCAGCAGAGACAUUGAUACUGCUGCCGAAUUUACUGGUGCAGGUGCUGCAACAGUAGGAGUGGCUGGUUCUGGUGCUGGUAUUGGAACAGUCUUUGGCAGCCUCAUCAUUGGUUGUGCCAGAAACCCUUCACUGAAGCAGCAGCUGUUCUCAUAUGCUAUCCUGGGAUUUGCCUUGUCUGAAGCUAUGGGUCUCUUUUGUUUGAUGGUUGCUUUCUUGAUUGUGUUUGCCAUGUAACAAAUUACUGCUUGACAUGUUGGCAUUCUUAUUAAUUACAGAUGUAAUUCUGUGUAUCUUACUGUGACUCCGAAAACUGUAGUAUUGGUGUCAUGGAAAUGUACGUUAUUUCCAAAGUCAUUUCACUGAAGAUGAAAACUUUAA